Molecule: messenger RNA, 729 nt
Organism: Thamnophis sirtalis
Lineage: Eukaryota; Metazoa; Chordata; Lepidosauria; Squamata; Natricidae
Source: RefSeq, a predicted model, not a curated record
AAUGUUUCCUUGUAUUUCUCUUACAGAAGGUGCGAUCUGGAAUCUCUGAAUGAUGCACAGGAUAUUGAGAGCUUGAUCCCUAAGGGGAUUUCGGAGUCAACAAAACAGCAGAUCCGUUACCUUCUGGAGAUGAGAGCCACAGCUGAUAAGUCCAUGCGGCUGGUCCUUACCACCUUCAGCAAUCUUCGAGAGGAGCUUGUCCACCUUCAGGAUGACUUAGAGAAACAGGAAAUGAACAAGAUGCUGCUUGAGAAAGAUCUGUCUUUCAAAGAAGCUCAAGUAAAAGAAUAUGAGUUGAUGUUGGCAUCUGUGCGUGAGAAUAAUCGUCAGCAGCAGCAAGCCCUCCGCGAAUACACUCUGAAGUGCCGUUCCCUGGAAGAACAGCUGCUCUCCCUCCGUCACAACGACAGCGAGCGGGAAUUCCGGCUGAAAGACCUGGAAUACAGCAAGCGAGCCUUGGAGCAGGAAAUCCAGAACUUGAGACUCCAGGCUUCCACCAAUCCUCUGGGCCAGACCACCACUGAUGAACUUUCCAGCCGCUACGUAGAGAUGAUCAAUCAACUCAGAGAGGAUAAAGACCGAGAGAUCCGCACUCUGCGGUGCUCGUUGUCCGAAUUCCAGAAGGAUUUCUCAAGGAAGCAAGGGAGUGACACUGACCUUCAGAUGAGACUCCAAGACCUGAUCCUCAAGCUGGAGGAGAGGGAGGCUUGCAUCAAACGGCAGGAGGAG